GAGAUUAAAGCUGCUUCCCGAAGCUCACCCCAGCCCAUGUCACCGUCUGAUUUCCUGGACAAGCUUAUGGGACGAACAUCAGGGUAUGAUGCCCGGAUUCGACCCAACUUCAAAGGUCCGCCUGUCAACGUGACGUGCAACAUCUUCAUCAACAGCUUCGGCUCCGUCACCGAGACCACCAUGGACUACCGGGUGAAUGUCUUCCUGCGGCAGCAGUGGAAUGACCCCCGCCUGGCUUACCGUGAGUACCCUGACGACUCCCUCGACCUCGACCCCUCCAUGCUCGACUCCAUCUGGAAGCCAGACUUGUUCUUCGCCAACGAGAAAGGGGCCAAUUUCCACGAGGUCACCACCGACAACAAGCUGCUGCGCAUCUUCAAGAAUGGCAACGUGCUCUACAGCAUUAGGCUGACACUGAUCCUGUCCUGCCCCAUGGACCUCAAGAACUUCCCUAUGGACAUCCAGACAUGCACCAUGCAGCUGGAGAGCUUUGGCUACACCAUGAAUGACCUAAUCUUUGAGUGGCUGGAGGAGCAGGAGGCUGUGCAGGUGGCCGAGGGCUUGACGCUCCCGCAGUUCAUCCUCAGGGAUGAGAAGGACCUGGGCUAUUGCACCAAGUACUACAACACAGGCAAGUUCACCUGCAUCGAGGUGAAGUUCCACCUGGAGAGGCAGAUGGGUUACUACCUGAUCCAGAUGUACAUCCCCAGCCUGCUUAUCGUCAUCCUCUCCUGGGUCUCCUUCUGGAUCAACAUGGACGCAGCACCGGCCCGGGUGGGCUUGGGCAUCACCACCGUGCUCACCAUGACCACGCAGAGUGCCGGCUCCCGUGCCUCCCUGCCCAAGGUCUCCUAUGUGAAGGCCAUUGACAUCUGGAUGGCCGUGUGCCUGCUCUUUGUCUUCGCCGCCUUGUUGGAGUACGCAGCAGUCAACUUCGUCUCCCGCCAGCACAAGGAGUUCAUGCGCCUGCGCCGGCGCCAGCGGCGGCAGAGGAUGGAGGAAGAGCUUGUCCGCGAGAGCCGCUUCUACUUGCGAGGCUACGGGCUCAGCCACUGCCUGCAGCCAAAGGAUGGGGCUGGGGAGGGCCCUGGCAUCUACAGCCCCCCAACAGCCAGCAUGCUGCUGCGGGAAGGGGAGGGCCUCUGCAGGCGCUACAUCGACCGGGCCAAGCGCAUCGACACCAUCUCCCGAGCUGUCUUCCCCUUCACCUUCCUGGUCUUCAAUAUCUUCUACUGGGUUGUCUACAAAGUGCUGCGCUCGGAGGACAUCCACUCGGUGCCCUGA
Haliaeetus leucocephalus (bald eagle) is the source of this 1284-nucleotide messenger RNA. RefSeq names its product glycine receptor, alpha 4 (gene GLRA4). Lineage: Eukaryota; Metazoa; Chordata; Aves; Accipitriformes; Accipitridae. The record is from RefSeq and is a predicted model, not a curated record. The coding region runs from base 37 to 1284 and encodes 415 amino acids. The transcript has 8 exons. Gene Ontology annotation, biological process: chloride transmembrane transport; chemical synaptic transmission; regulation of membrane potential. Gene Ontology annotation, cellular component: neuron projection; synapse; plasma membrane. Gene Ontology annotation, molecular function: transmembrane signaling receptor activity; glycine binding; chloride channel activity.